UUCGCCCUUUUCGUUCGCUUUCUCAAAUUUAUGUGGGCGUUGGAAAGUGAAAAUUAUCUCAUAAACCCCUCGCCCUUCCCCGAAACGGUCAUCAGCUCUAAACAGCACCAUCACGGGCACCGGCACCACCAUAACCAACGAGUAAAACCCUAAAGAAUAAAGUAUCUCUUCUUAAGUGUAUCGUUAUCUUCUUUAGAAUUUCCCAAAAUGAAUAUCCCAAUAGCAUCAAAACCCAAUACAACCGCUACCAUCAACAGCGACGCCAAUCCAUCCGCUGGACAAUGCGGCAACUGCGACACCAAAGACAGCUGGCCCCUCCACCACGUCCGCCUCCGAGGCAUCUAUCGCCGUCUCUGUACCUCCUGCGUCCUUCGCCUCCAUCCUUCCUCUUUCUGCCCUUCCUGCUUCACACUUUAUGACUCUUCCCCUCCUCCUCCCUCCAAGCGCCUCUCCUGCUCCAAUUGCUCCUCCUUCACCCACUCACACUGCGCCCCCUCUCACCCUCCUUCACCUUUCCCCUUCCUCUGCCCGCCUUGCGCUGACCCCAAUUUCUCUUUCUUCCACCUCGAUAAAACUGAUAAUCGAACCAUUGAUAAGAAAAUGGCCACGGUCCUUCUUUGCGCAGCGAAGAUUGCGGCUUCCUCCAUGGCCAAGGCGGUGAUCGUGGCGAGGACGGAGGCCGAAAGGCGGGUAAGGGAGGCGGCUGUUUGUAGAAAGAGAGCUAGAGAGGCGUUGGAGCACGUGGCGUUGGUGGCGAAGAGAAAGGAGGUGGAGUCCGUGGAGGUUUCUGGAUCUGGGAAUUUGGGGAAACGGGAAAGAGGGAGCGUCGAUGUAACCAUCAUCGGGUCACCCAAGAAUGUGGAGCGCAUUGCUUCGGCUGGAUUUGCAAAGAGCAAUGGAAAUGCCAACAACAAUUCAGGUCAUCUGGAAAAGGGUCUUGAUAAUGGAAGUAAUGCAGAGAAGAAGCAGAGCUUGACCAAUAAUCCUGGUAAUGUUAGCGUUAAAGAAGAGGGUGUCAAUUCGCUUGUUCGUAAUAACUCCUGAGAAUUCUUCACUGCUCCGGCCAACAGCCAAAAGCUAAUAUCCUAGAUUCAUAGGUUGCUAAAUUACUGGAAUUCUCUCUGAUACAAGGAAAUCUUCUGCGACAUGUUUUUGCCAAAAGAAGUUCUAAUUUUUCUCUCAGCGCAUUGCAUUGUUUCUACACAUAUAUAAAGCUUGUUGUUAUGUACAAUUGAUUAGGGUACAUGUUCAUAUAUGUUGAUUAGACUCUGGCUGGCCAAGUUUAAUUCUUUACUACCAUCCUUUGUACUAUUUUACCUGGUGUGCAUUCACAUUCAGUGGUAGUAAAACUUCUUAUUGCAAUA
This is a messenger RNA of Hevea brasiliensis (rubber tree), 1364 nucleotides long. RefSeq lists its product as uncharacterized. Lineage: Eukaryota; Viridiplantae; Streptophyta; Magnoliopsida; Malpighiales; Euphorbiaceae. The record is from RefSeq and is a predicted model, not a curated record. The coding region runs from base 208 to 1044 and encodes 278 amino acids. The transcript has 2 exons.